Molecule: messenger RNA, 7675 nt
Organism: Nematolebias whitei (Rio pearlfish)
Lineage: Eukaryota; Metazoa; Chordata; Actinopteri; Cyprinodontiformes; Rivulidae
Product: trichohyalin
Exons: 28
Source: RefSeq, a predicted model, not a curated record
AACCGGAGCGGAAGUUGUUCCGUUACCGGUCUGUGAGUCCACAACGGAAACAAGAAGGAUGGAGUCUGAGAUGAUUGACUGGCAGCAGCAGAAGGUGGAGCUUGAACAGGAAGUGUGUCAUCUGCAGCAGGAGCUGGCGGAGAGUCGAGCAGAGAGGGAAGAGCUGGACUCUAGGAGCAGAGCCUUGACUGACAGGCUGCGUCAGGAGCUAUUUCCUUCACUCAACGCCUCCAUGCGUGAGGAGGAGGAGCAGAGGAAGUGGAGGAGGAAGCUGAGGGAGGGCCGGGAGCGGGAGGCUCGACAGGCGUUACUUGUACACCGCUUGCAGAACAAGGUGAUCGAGUACAGAGAUCGAUGUCAGCGUUUGGAUCUUCAGCUGCAAGAAGAACACACAAAACUGCUCAACACUGAGCUGAGGAUCAGAGAUGAACACAGUGACUCUCUGGAGAGUGCCCUCAUCAGGCUGGAGGAGGAGCAGCAGAGGUCUGUCAGUCUUGCAGAAACCAACUCUCUCCUCCGGGAUCAGCUCAGCCAAUCAGAGCAGACCAAGCAGGCGCUAAGAGAAGACCUGCAGAAGCUGACAGCUGAUUGGACGAGAGCCGUGGAGGAGGUGGAGCAGACUGAGGCUGACUGGCAGAGAGAGAAGGAGUGCCGGUGGGGCCAGGCGGCCCAGCAGCAGGCCCAGCUGCUGUCAGUGUGGAGGUCUGUGGUGGAUCUGAGGCGUCACUGUCACACGGUGAAGACAGCUGCUGACAGGGAUCUGUGGAACCUCAGAGCACAGUUCUCCAGACUCUCCUCUGAACUCCUCUCCAGCUGCUCCUCCCUGAGACUCGGUUCUCCUCACAACAAAACCUCCUUCUCCGCUGACCUUCUUCACCUCCCAGCCGUUCCUCCUCUCUCCUCCACACUAGUUCUCCCUCCUCCAGACUCGUCUCCACAUCAGCUGCUCUCCUCCUCCACCCAGGGAACCUUCUCCAUAGAUGAGCUGAAGGAGGAGGACAAAGUGGACAAGGAGCAGGAGGAGGAGAUGGUGGAGCUGAAGCUCCACGAGGCUGAAGUGUUUCAGCUGCAGCAGAGGAUUGAGGAGCUGACAAAUUCCCUGCAGGCUAUGGAUAGACAGAAGGAGAACUCAAAGGAGGAGGUGGACAGGCUGAUGGAGUCAGAGAGGAGGUUGCAGUCUGUGGCUCAGGCGGUCAUCAGACUGGUGAGAGUCCUGACUGCCACCAGCAGCAAAGAGAUUCAGAGCGUCUCCUUGGAUGACGUCCUCAGCCUGGACCUGUCGUCCUUGCUGUCCGUCCUUUCUCAGACUGAGAGCGUUCUGCAGUGGAGACACGAGAAGCUGCAGGGGGUGGAGUUAAGUCUGCGACAGGUCAGUGAGGAGAACAAGACUCUGCAGCUCCGACUGAAACAGCUGGAGGACGAUAACCAGCAGCUGCACGUGCACGCUCAACACACACAGCAGGAGCUGACACACAUGCUGACCACAGUCUGCAGGGAGAAGGAGGCAACGAAGUCCUUGAGCCUGCAGGUGGAGGAGGUGCAGAGGAGCGAGGAGGACGUGCAGAGAGAGAACGAUAGACUGAAGAGAGACAGAGACAGACUGGAGGAGAGGAACCGACAGCUGGAGAUACAAACACACAGACGGGUGGAGGCAGAGCUUCUGGAGAAUGUACAGCUGUCAGAAAGAGAAACUCUUCAACGAAUGGAGAUCCACAGUCUGAAGGGGGCGCUGCAGAGGGAGCAGCUGGACAGGCAGAGAGCAGAGGAAGAGGCUGCUGAUGUCAGAGACGCUCUGCAAAAGACUCGAGACAGCGUCCUGCGUCUUUCCUCCUCUGAGUUGGUGCUAAAGCGGGAGGUGGAGGACACGCGAGAAGCUCUGGAGAAGAUGUCCUCUCUGAACUCAUCUCUGGUCUCAGACAAAAGAGAACUGAACAAACAGAUGCUGCAGCUGGAGGUGGAGCUGUCUGACAGCCAGUUACGGAUGCAGACUGUGAGGUCAGAGGUCAGCUCCCUGCAGAGAGAUGUUAAAGUUCUGAACAGUGACUGUAGCCUCCUCAGAGCUCAGACGGAGGCUGACGCUGAAGUUGUUCAUCAGUUGAAAGAACAUCAGACAGAACUGGAGGCAGAUGUGGAGGAGAAGGAGAAACUACUGGUCUCCUUGGAGGAGGAGCGGCAAGCAGCAGAAUGGCAGUUGGAUGAGAUCUCCUCCCAGAAUGCCUCGGUACGUAAGGAACUGAAGGAGGUGCAGGAGCAGCUGUAUCACUCAGAGGAGGAGGUGAAGAGGAGGGUCAGACAGCUGGAGGAGCAACAGAGGGAGAGCAGGAGGCUGCAGGAGGAGCAGGAGAGUCUGAGGAGACACGGGGAGCAGUUGGAGGAAGAGCUCCAGGAGCUCAGGUCCCUGUCGGUGCAGCUCCACAUGCAGCUCCGUCAGCAGCAGCAGCGGCUGUCCCAGUCAGAGGUGGACAGGUGUCAACAGAACACACACAUCGGUACCCUGCAGAAGACCAAGGCCACCUUACAGGGGGAGAUCGAGUGUCUGAGAGGAGAGCUACUCCGAGAGACGACUCGGAGAGAAGACGAAAAGGAGAGGAGGGAGAGGAGCGAGGCUGACAGGGAGGAGCUGCAGGAGCUGGUGGAGAGGCUGAAGGAGGAGCUGGAGGAGCUCAGGAGGACAAGAUCAAAGGAGGACCAGGAUAAGCAGGAAGAAAAGGAGGCCUGGCAGAGAGAGAGAGGAGCUCUGAGUGAGGAGAUCGGGACGAGGGAUGGAGAACUGGAGGCGCUGAGGAGACGUAUUGAGGGACAGAUGAAGGAGACUGAGGAGAGGCAGGGAGAGGUGGAAAGACUGAGAGAGGAGGUGGUGAUGGGGGAGACUCAAAUCACCCUGAUGAUGGAGAGAAUUCAGCAAGCCAAGGAGGAGAAGAAGAAACUAGGGGAGGAGGUGAAGAGGAAAGAGGAAAUGCUGAGAGAGGAGGAGGUGAAGAGGAGGGAGGAAGACGUGUUGAGGGAUGGAGAGACUGAGGCAUUUUGUGAGCAGAUCGAGAAACUAGAAAGAGAAAAGGAGGAGAAUGAGGAGGAGAUUAACCGACUGAGAAACAAAAUCACUGUGUUAGAGGAGGAUGAGAGGAGACAGAGGGAGGAGGUGGAGAAUAGGGUGAAGGAUAACAUGGAGGUGGAGCUGCUGAGGCUAAGGCUGAAUGUAACUCAGGAGGAAUGUGAGGAGAUGAAGGAGGAGGUACGGAGGAGGGAUCUGAACCUGGAGCGACAGAUGAGCUCUGUCAGAGAGAGGGAGGAGGAGGUGGAGAAGCUAAAGGAGCACCUGAGGCUGGCUGAAGAGCAUGAGGAGGAGGGAGAGGGGGAGCGCCAGGAGAUGUAUGACAAACUAAAGCAGGAAGUGGCAAAGAAGGAGCAGCUGCAUGUUCUGCUGAAAGAAACCAAGGAACUCCUCCAGAAGGAGAUUAGAGAGGGAGAAGAAAAGGAGAAGAUGACCUCCUCACUGAUUAAGGAGCUGCAGGAGGCACAUGCUAAGAACGAGGGAGCAAGGAAGAGGUCCAAAGAGAUGCAGGAGGCCUGUGACAAGCUGGAGGAAGAGGUGAAGGAGUGGAAGGAGAAAGCAGAGUUGAGCUCAAAGGAAGCAUCAAAACUCCGUAACCUCCUAAGGGAGCAACAGUUGGAGGUGCAGCAGCUGGCAGCCACAUUGGAGGAGAAAGAGGAGGAUGGAAGAGAGAAGGAGGCCCACAGAAAGACUGAGGAGGAGAGGAGAAAAAAACUGGAGGGUAAAUUGAGGGAGGUGGAUCAAAAGGAAAUGGAAGAGCUAGGGAGAACCAGGGAGGAGAGGAGGAGAUUAGAGGAAAGACUAAAAGAUAUGGAUGAGGAGGUGAAGGAGCUAAGAGAGGUGCUAAGGAGGACUCAAGAGCAAAAGAGGAGACUUGAAAACAAACUGAAGGAGAUACAGGAGGAAUUGACAGGAGAGAGGGAGGAGAAGAGGAGGCUGGAGGAAGAAAUGGAGGAACAAAAGGAGGUGUUGAAAACUAAAGAGGGGAAACUAAGGGAGUUUAAAGAGGAGCAAAGGAGGCUGAUGGAGAGUGAGAGAGAUCAGCACCUCCUGCAGAAGGAGAAUGAGAGGUCCAGGGUGAGAGAGCUCAAAGAGGAGAAUACAGGCCUGUCAGUGGAGCUGAGGAAAAGGGAGAGGGAGGUGAUGGCUCUGAAAGAGGAGGUGCAGAGAGAAAAGGAGCAAACACAAGAGCAGCUAAAGAGGAACAGAGAGGAGAUAACAGCACUGAGAGAGGAGGUGCAGAGGGAAAAGGCCCAGGCACAGGAGGAGCUAAGGAGGAACCGUGAGGAGAUGCAGAGGGAAAAGGACAAGGCACAGGAGGAGCUGAGGAGUAACAGGGAAGAGAUGAUAGCUCUGAGAGAGGAGGUGGAGAGUGAAAAGGCUUGGACACAGGAGGAGCUGAGGAACAGAGAGGAGGUGCAGAGGGAAAAUGAGCAUGCACAGGAGGAGCUGAGAAGUAACAGAGAGGAGGUGACAGCUCUGAGAGCGGAAGUGCUGAGGGAAAAAGACCGGGCAGAGGAGGAGCUAGGUAAGCGGGAACAGGUGAUGAUGGCUCUCAAAGAGGAGAUGCAGAGGAAGAAUGACAAGGCACAGAAGGAGCUAAGGCUGAACAGAGAGGAGGUGACAGCUCUGAGAGAGGAAGUGCUGAGGGAAAAGUUACGGGCACAGGAGGAGCUGAGACGUAACAGAGAGGAGAUGACCGCUCUGAGAGAGGAGUUGGAGAGGGGAAAAGAUCAGGCAAAGGAGGAGCUAGGUAAAAGGGAACAAGCAUUAAAGACUUUCAAAGAGGUGCAGAAGGAGAAGGACAAGGCACAGGAGGAGCUGAGGAAGAACAGAGAGGAGGUGACAGCUCUGAGAGAAGAAGCGCAGAGGGAAAAAGACCGGGCAAAGGAGGAGCUGAGACUUAACAUAGAGGAGAUAACAGCUCUGAGAGAGGAGGUGGAGAGGGAAAAGGCUUGGACACAGGAGGAGCUGAGAAACAGAGAGGAGGUGCAGAGGGAAAAUGAGCAUGUACAGGAAGAGCUGAGACAUAACAGAGAGGAGGUGACAGCUCUGAGAGAGGAAGUGCUGAGGGAAAAGUUACGGGCACAGGAGGAGCUGAGACGUAACAGAGAGGAGAUGACCGCUCUGAGAGAGGAGUUGGAGAGAGAAAAAGAUCAGGCAAUGGAGGAGCUGAGACGUAACAAAGAGGAGGUGACAGCUCUGAGAGAGGAGUUGGAGAGAGAAAAAGAUCAGGCAAAGGAGGAGCUGAGACGUAACAGAGAGGAGGUGACAGCUCUGAGAGAGGAGGUGGAGAGAGAAAAGGAUCAGACAAAGAAGGCGCUGAGACGUAACGGAGAGGAGGUGACAGCUCUGAGAGAGAAGGUUGAGAGGGAAAAAGAUCAGGCAAAGGAGGAGCUAUGUAAGAGGGAACAAGCAAUAAUGGCUCUCAAAGAGGUGCAGAAGGAGAAGGACAAGGCACAGGAGGAGCUGAGGAAGAAUAGAGAGGAGGUGACAGCUCUGAGAGAGGAGGUGGAGAGUGAAAAGUUCCGGGCACAGGAGGAGCUGAGACGUAACAGAGAGGAGGUGACAGCUCUUAGGGAGGAGAUGUCUAAGGGACAAAGAGAAAAGGUGGAGGAGCUGAAGAAUUUUGAGGGAGAGAUAAUGGUUCUGAAAGAGGAGGUACAAAAAAAGCAAAAAGAGAAAGACGAGGCCCAAGAAGAGUUCCAGAGGGAACUUAGAAAGAGGGAGGAGGAGUGGAGUUGGAAGGAGUUGAAGAACAAGAAAGUUCAGGAGUGGAAGCAGCUGGAGGAGGUGCAGCAGGAGCUGAUGAGGAGCAAGUGUGAAGUGUUUGUACUUAAAGAAGAACUUGAAAAAGAGCAAAAAGAGAAGGAGGUGAAGGAACAGCUGAUGAAGAGAAGUGCCAAGGUGCAGGCGGAACUCAGCAAGAAUAAGAAGGAGUUGAUGGUCAUCACAGAGGAGGUGCAAAAAGAGAAGGAGCUGCUGAAAGAGAAGUUAGCAAUUGUAGAGAUGGAAGUGCUGACUUGCAGAGAGGAGGUGCAGAUGGAACAUAGGAGGAGUGAGGUGGAAUUAUCUCUACUCAGAGAGGAGGUAAAGAAGGAGCAGAGGGAAAAGCUUGAAUCACAGGAGGAGCUGAAGAAGAGGAGAAACAAUAUCAUCAUCCUUGAAGAGGAGGUGAAGAAGGAGUGCAGAAGGAGAGAGGAGGUACAGGACGAACUGAGAGGAGUGCAACAGAGUGUGGAUGUGAUGGAGAAGAGCCUCAGCUCCCUCAGAAGUCAGGUGUUGCAUCUGAGUUGUAGCAGGGAGCGAGCACAGCAGGAGGUGAAGGAGAAGGAGGAGGAGAAACAGCAAAUGAAGGAGGGUCUGAAAGUGGCGCUGGAUGAGAUGAUGAAGCUCAAGGUCCUCCUACAGGAGAGCCAUGCAGAGGGGGAGCGUCUGAGGAGCACACUGGAGAAGAAAAAGAAGGAGGUAGAGAAGAUCAAAGAGGACAGCCAGCAUGCAGUCAGGGAGGAGGUGGAGAAACAAGGAGAAGUGGAGGAGCUGAGAGCCCGAGUCAAGAGCCUGGAGCAGAGGAGGAGGGAGCUAGUUGAGGAGCUGGAGACAGCUGAGGGGAGGAGGAGGAGUACAGUAGAAGAGCUGAAAAAGGAGCAGGAGUUGAAGCUAAAAGCUCUCCACACAGAAACCCAGACACUGAGGAGGAAACAGGAGGAGGUGGAAAAAGAGUGGAGGUCCAGAGUGGAGGAGAAAGAUAUAAAGUUAAAUGAGGUGUGGAGGAAGGUGCAGGAGAGUCGGGAUGAGCUAAGCAAGGUCAAAACUUUGUUAGAGGAGCAGAAACCUCAGAUAUUCUCACAGGCUGCUGAGAACAAGGAGGAGCAGGAGUACACAGAAGGACAGAGGAGGAGGCAAAAAGGAGGAGGAGAGGAAGAGGAGGAGGUCUCUCUGCUGCAGGAGGAGAAACGGAUUAGGAGGCUGCUUCAGCAGAGAGAAGCUGAGGUGUACACUCUGACUCAGAGGAACCAGGAGCUGGAGGAGGACAGGGAUCGGGUCCGUCUGGCCCUGGAGCAAACGGAGGCAGCUGUGAUUGGCUACAGGGAGAGAGCCCACCAACGGGAGCAGAGUCUGGAGGCAGGGGCCAACACAGAUGAGGUUGUGGGGAACAGACUGAUGGUUCUGCAGCGUCUUAUAGCUGAACUGGAGCUGGACAAGAAACGACAGGACAAGAAGAUCUCCCAUCUGGAAAACCAGAAAGACAAACUGAAGAGAGGUCGAGACUCACUGAGAGACACUCUGAGACAGGUAGAGACACUCUGAGACAAGCAGAGACAAUCUGAGACAAGUAAAGACAAUUUGAGACAACUGCGGAACCGAGUGAAGGAGCUGGAAGACGAGCUCAGUCAGCUCCGCCUCUCAUUGGCUGAGGACCAGCAGCAGAGGGCGGAGUUUAUCGAGCAGUCCUCCAGAAACAGCCAAUGGCUGCUGUCCCUGAGAAACGACCUCACCAAUUCUCUGGCUGCUGUCACACGCCACCCCGUCCCCACCGUCCUGGAGUCUGAGACGCAUCGAUUGGACCGCAGCCUGAGGGAGGAGGAGCUUAGGAUCUCCCUCAGCCAAUCACAAUGACUG